AUGGCAGAAGUGUCACGGCCAUGGAAACCGGCGGUGAAGCUGGAGCCAGAAGAAACACUGGCCAGUUAUGUUUUCAAUUAUUCUGUGGUACUUACACCAACUCACGUCCAAAAGAAACGUCGCGUUCAUUCAACUAAUAACAUGCCAGGAACAAUGCACAUUGGACGGAAUCAGGACAAGAACAUGACGCUAGCUGUGGGCCUUUUACGUCAAUAUCGUCUUGUGGACCAAGUGAAGCUGCAGGAACUUUAG
Peronospora farinosa is the source of this 252-nucleotide messenger RNA. Lineage: Eukaryota; Oomycota; Peronosporomycetes; Peronosporales; Peronosporaceae. The record is from the annotation of a GenBank genome assembly.